AUGGCGCCCACUACCACCUCCAAAACUCAGACUGUGCAGACACCCCCCAAGACCGAGGGUCCUCCUAAGCUUUCAGACAUGACAGACAUCAUCGACCAGAACACAUUUGAACAGAUCCUGGAGAUGGACGACGAGGACGACGAUAGGGACUUCAGCAAAGGAAUUGUCUUUGGCUUCUUUGACCAAGCUGAACAGACCUUUGAAAAGAUGGAAAAGGCUCUAGAGGAGAAGGAUCUCAGCGAUCUGUCUUCACUGGGACAUUUCUUGAAAGGCUCAUCAGCUACUCUAGGUCUGACUAAGGUCAAGGAUGCAUGUGAGAAGAUCCAGAACCUCGGUGGCGGGAAGGAUGAGACGGGUACCAACAACGAAUCGAAAGGGGACGCUCUGGGCAAGAUUGAGAAAACCCUGUCGCAGUGCAAGGCGGACUACAAAGAAGUAGAGAAAUUCCUCCGCAGAUUUUACGGCGAAGAAGGCGACAAUGACAAGAACGACGAUAAAUAG
Aspergillus caelatus is the source of this 501-nucleotide messenger RNA. RefSeq names its product Hpt domain-containing protein. Gene Ontology annotation, molecular function: protein histidine kinase binding; histidine phosphotransfer kinase activity. NCBI's taxonomy places the organism in Eukaryota, Fungi, Ascomycota, Eurotiomycetes, Eurotiales, Aspergillaceae. The transcript is spliced from 3 exons. Gene Ontology annotation, biological process: phosphorylation; phosphorelay signal transduction system. The record is from RefSeq and is a predicted model, not a curated record. The coding region runs from base 1 to 501 and encodes 166 amino acids. Gene Ontology annotation, cellular component: nucleus; cytoplasm.